AUGUCAGGUAAAGUUGUUAAUGUUGCCGUUAUCGGUGCUGGUGUGGUUGGUUCUUCUUUCUUGAACCAAAUCAUUGCUAUGAAAUCUCCAAUCACUUACAGUUUGAUAUAUGUUGGUGAAGCUGAAAACUCCUUGAUCUCUAAGGAUUACUCCCCAUUGAAGUUAGAUGCUAACUGGAAGGAUACUCUAUCUAAGGCUACUGACAAGACCUUAACCAUUCCAGAAUUGAUUGAAUUCUUGAAGAAAUCUCCAAAACCAACCAUUCUGGUCGAUAACACUUCAAGUGCUUACAUUUCUGGAUUCUACCCAAAGAUUGUUGAAGGUGGUAUCUCCAUUGCUACCCCAAACAAGAAGGCUUUCUCUUCUGAUCUAGCUACCUGGAAGGAAAUCUUCGCUGGUAGACCAACUGAUGGUCUAGUAUACCAUGAAGCUACUGUUGGUGCUGGUCUGCCAAUUCUAAGUUUCUUAAGAGAAAUCAUUCAAACUGGUGAUGAAGUCGAAAAAAUUGAAGGUAUCUUCUCUGGUACUUUAUCUUAUAUUUUCAAUGAAUUUUCUACCAUUCAACCAAACGAUGUUAAAUUCUCUGAUAUUGUUAAGGUUGCUAAGGAAUUAGGUUACACUGAACCAGAUCCAAGGGAUGACUUAAACGGUUUAGAUGUUGCUAGAAAGGUCACCAUUGUUGCCAGAAUUUCUGGUCUACAAGUUGAAAAUCCACAAUCUUUCCCAGUUCAAUCCUUAAUUCCAAAGCCAUUGGAAUCUGUCGAAGCUGCUUCUGAAUUCUUAGAAAAAUUACCAAACUAUGAUGAUGAUUUGACUAAGUUGAAGGAUGAAGCCGCUAAGGAAAAGAAGGUCCUUAGAUUUAUUGGUAAAGUUGACGUCAAAACCAACAAGGUUUCUGUCGGUAUUGAAAAAUACGAUUACUCUCAUCCAUUUGCUGCUCUAAAGGGUUCUGAUAAUGUCAUAUCCAUCAAGACCAAGCGUUACACUAACCCAGUUGUCAUUCAAGGUGCAGGUGCUGGUGCUGAUGUUACCGCUGCUGGUAUCCUAGGUGAUGUUAUCAAGAUCGCUCAAAGACUAUAA
Maudiozyma saulgeensis is the source of this 1080-nucleotide messenger RNA. NCBI's taxonomy places the organism in Eukaryota, Fungi, Ascomycota, Saccharomycetes, Saccharomycetales, Saccharomycetaceae. The record is from the annotation of a GenBank genome assembly.